Messenger RNA from Annulohypoxylon truncatum, 1444 nucleotides. Its product is annotated as alpha/beta-hydrolase. Gene Ontology annotation, molecular function: hydrolase activity. NCBI's taxonomy places the organism in Eukaryota, Fungi, Ascomycota, Sordariomycetes, Xylariales, Hypoxylaceae. The coding region runs from base 163 to 1296 and encodes 377 amino acids. The record is from RefSeq and is a predicted model, not a curated record. The transcript has 3 exons.
GUUGGAAGUUGGAACUUCCUGCCUGGAAUACUGGAAAGAUAGCGGCAGGGCCGGCCAAAGCAAACAACAUAGCUCCGUUCGCCGAGCCAAAUAUGAUUCAGGUUACAAGCAACUAAUUGAAUUGCGACACUCAUCGGCUGCAAAUAUCCUCAAGACAUAGCCAUGCAGAACGGAAUUGUAAAACUCGUCCGCAUGGACAAGCAGCCGCGUAUUCCCUUUCUCCAACGGCUCUCCUGCGGUGCGACCAUCUAUUCGUUGCAAACGUUCGGCAAUAUCCUCCUGUGGUGCAGGCAAUGGGCAGCCACCCCUAGAUUUCCCCCGAACAUCAUAAAAACUUACCAAUGUCGACCAUCACUACCCAUCAGAAUCUUCUUUCCCAAGUCCUACGACCCGAAGACUUCUCAGACGCUUCUCCCCACCUUGUUCAGUAUUCAUGGAGGAGGUUUUUGUAUUGGCAACCCAAACUAUGACGACGAGUGGAAUACGAACUUCGCUAGCAUGCACAAUGUGCUAGUAGUCGCUCUCAACUACCGCAAAGCUCCCUCUUAUCCUUUCCCGACCGCCACCUACGAUGUCGAAGCCCUACUGCUGGCCGCAUUCGACGACGAGAGCCUUCCGAUAGACAAGGAUCGCAUAGCCGUUGGCGGCUUCUCGGCGGGCGGGAGCUUGACCCUCAGCGUAUGUCAAUUGCCAUCGAUCCGGGAAAGGGUGAAGCCUAAGGCCGCGCUGCCCGUGUACGCCGUGGUAGAUAAGAGCAUACCGAUGGAGGUCAAGAUCGAGACGCGACACUACAAGCCCGACUUAGGCUCCGACGUGCGAGGAGAGCCCAUCGAUUUCUUAAAUUCCACGUCUCCCGUCUUUCUGUGGAGCUACAUAAAUCCGGGGGAGGACCUGAAACAGCCGCUGCUUUCGCCGUAUUUCGCUCCUCGCGACGCCCUGCCCCCGCAUAUCUUCUUCAUCUCAGCAGAAUUGGAUCAACUGGCGCACGAGGCCUGGUGCAUGGCGAGCAAACUAGCUGGCCGACCAGAACCGGCGGUCUCGGACAGGGUGGGCCGAGACAAGCGGUCCGCGGGGAAGGGAGAGCUCAUUCUCGACGACGAGAAGUUCGCGUUUGAGCAUAGGGACGAGGACGGGAAGAGUAGCGUGCGGUGGUUACUGGUGCCGGACCAGAUUCACGGGUUCGAUCGAUUGCCGCUGAGGUAUCAUGGCGAGGACUCGAUGGAGGACGCGAAGUUGAAGGAGACGGCUUAUCAGAAAGUUGCGGGUGAGUGGUUACAUGAAGUCGCAUGGAAAUAGAUAGGUAGGUACGAUACCUUAUGGGCGAUGAGUCAGUUCCUGCAUUCCAAUAUAAAUAAACAGUAGAGUAUCCACCCUUCAAAUCUUAUUAUCUUGAACUCACGCUAAUAUCCAUGUAAUCCGCUUAACCUUACCGCCGCUAGAACCA